Drosophila grimshawi is the source of this 3457-nucleotide messenger RNA. It is a transcript of the gene mGluR, whose product is annotated as metabotropic glutamate receptor. The transcript is spliced from 8 exons. Lineage: Eukaryota; Metazoa; Arthropoda; Insecta; Diptera; Drosophilidae. Gene Ontology annotation, cellular component: membrane. Gene Ontology annotation, molecular function: group II metabotropic glutamate receptor activity. Gene Ontology annotation, biological process: G protein-coupled glutamate receptor signaling pathway; regulation of synaptic transmission, glutamatergic. The coding region runs from base 330 to 3347 and encodes 1005 amino acids. The record is from RefSeq and is a predicted model, not a curated record.
GUUGUUCUUUUUCGUGGUCGCUGCUGCUGCUGCUUGUACAAGAACUGCUGCUUGAGCUUAUCAAGAGGAAAUCAGUUUAUCUACAGUUAAUGCUAUGAACAGAUGUGUGCACUCCUCGCUCGUGACUAAAAUAAUUUGUAAUUUAAAAAAAUAACGACUCUACAAAUACAACUACACAGUUAAAUGAUUAUUUAAAAUGGCCAUGGACGACUCAAAACCCAAGGAUUAUUAUAGAGUCUCAAAGCUCAAAGACUAACCCAAGAAAAGAAAUCCAAAUGAAUAAAUCGUUGAGAUAAAUGUGCAAUUGACGAUUUGACAAAUUGACCAAUAUGCGAGAAGCGUUCAAAGCCAACUCCAAUAACUAUGGCAGUAAUAUUCCAAUUAGACUUAUGCUGAUGGUAGUUACUCUCUGGAGCUGUUUACCCCAACUUUCUGGUGCUGGCUCAUCGCAGUCCCAUGACUCGGUGUCUGUCUUCCUGCCCGGCGAUAUAAUACUGGGCGGACUGUUUCCCGUGCACGAGAAGGGCGAGGGAGCCCCGCCGUGCGGGCCCAAGGUCUAUAAUCGGGGUGUUCAGCGCCUGGAGGCGAUGCUGUAUGCCAUCGAUCGGGUGAACAAUGACACAAAUCUACUGCCAGGCAUAACGAUAGGUGUUCAUAUCCUGGACACCUGCUCUCGGGACACCUACGCCCUCAAUCAGUCGCUGCAAUUUGUGCGCGCUUCCCUCAAUAACAUGGACACAUCCGUCUUCGAGUGCUCGGACACAUCGACGCCGCAGCUACGCAAGAAUGCAACAUCUGGCCCCGUUUUUGGUGUCAUCGGUGGCUCGUACAGUUCGGUAUCCUUGCAGGUGGCCAAUCUCUUGAGACUCUUUCACAUACCGCAAAUUUCGCCAGCUUCGACGGCCAAAACGCUUUCCGACAAAUCACGCUUCGAUUUAUUUGCACGCACCGUGCCGCCAGAUACAUUUCAAUCGGUCGCCCUUGUGGACAUUAUCAAGAACCUGAACUGGUCCUAUGUGUCCACGAUUCACUCGGAGGGCUCCUACGGCGAGUAUGGCAUCGAGGCCUUUCACAAGGAGGCCACCGAGCGACACGUUUGUAUUGCCGCCGCCGAAAAGGUGCCCAGUGCAUCCGAUGACAAAAUCUUCGAUUCGAUUAUCAGUAAACUGCUCAAGAAGCCAAAUGCUCGAGGUGUCAUCUUAUUCACCCGAGCCGAGGAUGCACGUCGCAUUCUGCUAGCAGCGAAGCGUGCCAAUCUCUCGCAGCCAUUCCAUUGGGUGGCCAGCGAUGGCUGGGGCAAGCAACAGAAGCUGCUCGAGGGAUUGGAGGAGAUUGCCGAGGGCGCCAUUACUGUUGAGUUGCAAUCGGAAAUAAUCGAAGACUUUGAUCGAUAUAUGAUGCAAUUAACGCCAAGGUCCAAUCAGCGCAAUCCCUGGUUCGCCGAGUACUGGGAGGAUACCUUCAAUUGUGUCCUAUCUUUAGGCUCAGUGGACGCCAAGUUGGCAAUAGAUGGCGAGGAUGGUCAUUCAAAGUCUGGAAACGAAAAGGAGAAAACCAUUUGCGAUGAUAGUUUAAGGCUCUCGGAGAAAGUCGGAUAUGAGCAGGAAUCGAAGACGCAAUUCGUUGUGGACGCUGUUUAUGCCUUCGCCCAUGCCCUGCACAAUUUGCACAGCGAUUUGUGCACCCAAAACGAUCAGAAUAUUGGCCAGCAGAAGCAUCAUCAGCACAGCGAAUCGGUUUGGUAUCGAAAGCCAGUCGAUAGCCAUUCGCAGGCCUGUCCCGAUAUGGCCAGCUACGAUGGCAAGGACUUUUACAACAACUACUUACUAAACGUCUCCUUUGUGGAUUUGGCUGGCAGUGAAGUGAAGUUUGAUCGACAGGGCGAUGGCCUGGCCAGAUAUGAUAUUUUAAACUAUCAGCGUCUUGAUAAUUCAUCGGGAUAUCAGUACAAGGUAAUUGGAAAAUGGUUUAAUUAUCUGGAACUCAAUUUGGAAACCGUUGUGUGGAACAAGGAACAAGAAAUGCCGACCUCCGCAUGCUCACUACCCUGUGAGGCUGGAAUGAUUAAAAAACAACAGGGUGACACCUGUUGCUGGAUCUGUGACAGCUGCGAGCCAUACGAAUAUGUCUACGAUGAGUUUACGUGCAGAGAUUGUGGUCCGGGCCUGUGGCCAUAUCCCGAUAAGCUCUCCUGCUUUGCCCUAAAUAUCCAGUAUAUGCGCUGGAAUUCGCUAUUUGCCCUGGUGCCAUUUGCAAUCGCAAUACUCGGCAUCACGAUGACCAUUGUGGUUAUUGUGCUGUUUGCCAAGAAUCACGAUACUCCCCUCGUCCGUGCCUCGGGUCGAGAGCUGAGCUAUACUCUGCUAUUUGGUAUUUUAGUUUGUUAUUGCAACACAUUUGCCCUAAUCGCGAAGCCAACGAUUGGUUCAUGUGUCCUUCAGAGGUUUGGGAUAGGUGUUGGCUUCUCAAUUAUUUAUAGCGCUCUAUUAACGAAAACAAAUCGUAUAUCGCGAAUUUUCCAUUCGGCCUCAAAAUCGGCACAACGUCUCAAGUACAUCAGUCCGCAGUCGCAGGUGGUGAUCACAACCUCGCUAAUUGCAAUACAAGUUUUAAUCACGAUGAUUUGGAUGAUUGUGGAGCCACCGGGGACUAGAUUUUAUUAUCCCGACCGUACCGAGGUGAUUUUAAAAUGCAAAAUACAGGACAUGUCCUUCCUCUUCUCCCAGCUGUACAACAUGAUACUUAUUACGAUAUGCACGGUGUAUGCGAUCAAAACACGCAAAAUACCCGAAAAUUUUAACGAAUCCAAAUUUAUUGGCUUCACAAUGUACACAACAUGCAUAAUUUGGCUGGCAUUUGUCCCAAUAUACUUUGGCACUGGCAACUCAUAUGAGAUCCAAAUAACCACGUUGUGCAUCUCGAUUAGCUUAAGUGCUUCGGUGGCAUUGAUUUGCCUCUACUCGCCCAAGGUGUACAUUUUGGUCUUUCAUCCCGAUAAGAAUGUGCGUAAGCUGACAAUGAAUAGCACGGUCUAUAGACGAUCGGCGACAACGGCGGGCGCACAGGGUAUGCCCACAAGUUCCGGAUAUAGUCGUACACCCGUCGGAUUAAAUGCCACAGAUGUUGGUGUCGGUACGGGUGUUGCAGCCACAAUUGCCACACCCAGCGAUCGACCGUCUCAGAAUGGUAGCCAAAAUGGCAGUCCUUGUUCUGAGCUGGACCAAAAUCAAACAGUUAUUAUACAUAAGAAUGAGGAAUGCUUUAAUGGUGCUGCUCCCACAUCGGGCAAAUGCGAUUGCGUCAUUGGCAUCGUUGAACCAUCCUGCAUCGCCAAGACUCAAGAUUAAGAAUCCAGAAAAUAUAUAACGAUGCAUUCGAAAUUUCAUCAAAUUACUGAGCUGCAUAAAACUGUCUAGGAAAUGAUACAGAAAUGUUUAGGUAUAUAUGUGUGUGUAUA